Messenger RNA from Archocentrus centrarchus (flier cichlid), 975 nucleotides. Its product is annotated as 60S ribosome subunit biogenesis protein NIP7 homolog. Lineage: Eukaryota; Metazoa; Chordata; Actinopteri; Cichliformes; Cichlidae. The record is from RefSeq and is a predicted model, not a curated record. The coding region runs from base 106 to 648 and encodes 180 amino acids. Gene Ontology annotation, molecular function: RNA binding. The transcript is spliced from 5 exons. Gene Ontology annotation, cellular component: nucleus. Gene Ontology annotation, biological process: ribosome assembly.
GCGACUUCCGUUUUUAAAGCGUGACGGCUUCCGUGUUGACCCCACGUUUUCUACUCAUGUGAGAUACGCUUAUCCGCUGCUAAUAAUACGGAUUAUAUAGUAAAUAUGAGGCCGCUGACAGAAGAAGAGACCAAAACGAUGUUUGAGAAAUUAUCAAAAUACAUUGGUGAAAACAUAAAACUUCUAGUGGACCGACCAGACGGUGUUUACUGUUUUAGGCUGCACCAUGACAGAGUCUACUAUAUGAGUGAGAAAAUCCUAAAGCUGGGCACCAACUUUUCCCGGGACAAACUCAUAUCAGUGGGUACGUGUUUUGGGAAGUUUACAAAGACCAAGAAGUUCCGUCUGCACAUCACAGCCCUGGAUUUCCUCGCUCCAUAUGCAAAGUUUAAGGUGUGGGUGAAACCUGGAGCCGAGCAGUCUUUCCUGUACGGGAACCACGUGCUAAAAUCUGGCCUUGGUAGAAUCACUGAAAACACUAUGCAGUAUCAAGGAGUUGUGGUUUACUCCAUGGCAGAUGUACCCCUGGGUUUUGGUGUGGCGGCAAAGUCUACGCAGGAGUGUCGUCGAGUGGACCCCAUGUCCAUUGUUGUGUUCCACCAGGCUGAUGUGGGAGAGUUCAUAAGGAAUGAGGACACAUUAACAUAAAGAUGCAGAAACAAGUGGACAGUUAAACAUUUUAUUUUCAACCGUAAGAUUUACUGAAUUCACACAGCUUCAUAAUUUACCUGCUUGGUUUGAAUAAAACAUUUUAUGUUGACGAGACCUGAUCAAAGUGCCUACUUGAACAGUUACACCUGGAACACUUUUCCCUACAAUCCAGGGACUAAAACAAACCACCUGUCUUGACUCACUUCUGCCAUUUGCAGGAUUUCCUGGUAUGCCCCCUCCCCCGUUGUAUUAAUGAAAGGGUUUUGUUUUUGUAUGCAUGUCUUUUGUAACUUGGAUCUUCAAAUAAAUCCUUUAUCAUUUUCA